CGACUGUCUGCAUUCUACAUCACAUCGUGAUUUUUAUAUUUUUCUACCCGGCAUUUUUAUUUAAUAACUUUUCAUCCUCAAAAUGCAUUUAAUAACAUCGACUAAAAUGUUUACACCUUCUGUGGUUAGAAACGUUGUUUCCAGAUGUUUUGCCAAUGGACCACCAAAAGUUGAAAAAACUAUAAAUACAGUCACUCUUUUGGGACGUGUUGGUGCCGAUCCCCAACUCAAAGGCAACAAAGAACAUCCCGUUGUCACAUUUUCUGUGGCAACACACAACAAUUACAAAUAUGAAAGUGGCGAUUGGGCACAACGCACCGAUUGGCAUCGUGUUGUUGUCUUUAAGCCAGCUCUUCGAGAAACUGUUAUGGAAUACCUUAAAAAAGGCCAACGCACUUUGAUUCAGGGAAGGAUAACUUACGGAGAAAUUACAGACCAAUCAGGCGCGCAAAGACCGAGUACGAGUAUCAUUGCCGAUGAUAUUGUCUUCUUUAGAGAGAACCAAAACCAGAGUUAA
Molecule: messenger RNA, 517 nt
Organism: Episyrphus balteatus (marmalade hoverfly)
Lineage: Eukaryota; Metazoa; Arthropoda; Insecta; Diptera; Syrphidae
Gene: mtSSB
Product: single-stranded DNA-binding protein, mitochondrial
Exons: 4
Coding region: 83-517 (144 amino acids)
Biological process (GO): positive regulation of helicase activity; mitochondrial DNA replication
Cellular component (GO): mitochondrial nucleoid
Molecular function (GO): single-stranded DNA binding
Source: RefSeq, a predicted model, not a curated record